Panicum virgatum (switchgrass) is the source of this 926-nucleotide messenger RNA. RefSeq lists its product as uncharacterized. The record is from RefSeq and is a predicted model, not a curated record. The coding region runs from base 247 to 480 and encodes 77 amino acids. NCBI's taxonomy places the organism in Eukaryota, Viridiplantae, Streptophyta, Magnoliopsida, Poales, Poaceae. The transcript has 5 exons.
AGAGGAACAAACAGGGCCAUUGACCGCCGCCUCCCGCUCAAGGCUCUGCCGCUCAGACCUCAGGUUCAUCUCUCUGUUUCUCUUCUCAAACCUUUCCCUGCCCUCGAAGGGAAGCUCUCUCCUGAUCUCCUACCUUACUCGAGUUCUUCCUUCCCUGGCGGCGACGACUGGGCGAGCGGUGGCCCAACCCUUUGCCGGCGACGAGCGCAUCCUCCAGGAGAACCAUCAAGUUUUUUUUUGGUGAUAAUGGACCCAAAGCAUUCAGCCGAAGUGUCCAAGCAUUUGGACAAGCAAAACCAAGCACUAAUGGAAACAUACCGCGCAAUGUCCCAUGAGUUGCAUAAACUUCAGGUGGAGGAAGAAACAAUCAUGCGCAAGUUGUAUGAACUGAUGUCUGCAGAAGGGCUUCUUCCGAAGCGCAAGAAAGAAAAGCAACAGGAGGAAAAGGCUGUGGAAUCAAUUCUGGAGAACAAAGAAUAGGAACCACAAAACUUAUCGACUCCCAUAUGAUCCGACAUGGAUACCAGUUCAGCUGAAGGGCUAGGUGUCUGUUAUCUUCUCGAUGGCAGUACUCUUCCAUCACAACUUGGACGACCACACCAUUUAAAUUUCCAGUAUGAUGGAUAAGCAUUUAGCAGUAGAGAAUUUCAGCUCCAGAUGUUUCACAAUCGAAUCUUUGAACCUGAAUAUUGGUGUAUAAAAGAAUAGAACCAUCCCUUUUAAUCUCAAAAAAAGAGAGAGAAUAGAACCAUCCCUUUUGCUCUUAUGCUUGAAAUAUAGAUUAGAAGUAGUAUGAUGGACUUUGCAUUCUGUUUCCCCCCUUUUCAUAGAGCUAUUUGUCUCCAGACACCGUAAGUGCACCGAUUGCAUAAAGUUUGUACAUAUAUUAUUUUUUGCUGAAGCAAUGCAAUUUCAAUGUACAACUA